Molecule: messenger RNA, 1301 nt
Organism: Hevea brasiliensis (rubber tree)
Lineage: Eukaryota; Viridiplantae; Streptophyta; Magnoliopsida; Malpighiales; Euphorbiaceae
Product: pre-mRNA cleavage factor Im 25 kDa subunit 2
Exons: 7
Coding region: 342-944 (200 amino acids)
Cellular component (GO): mRNA cleavage factor complex
Molecular function (GO): mRNA binding
Source: RefSeq, a predicted model, not a curated record
GGAUGAUAAAGAAAAUGAACAGGCAUAAUCACAUUGGUCACAACUAGCUUUAUCAUCGUAGAUUCAAGCUUAAUUCCUAUCUUCAUUUAGAUCGGACGGUCAAUAGCUAGGCGGUUUCGGAAAUUUUUUAGAACUCCUGUUACUCGAGAAAGAUCCAAUAAGAAGUAAUUGGCGGACCACCGGGUUUAAAUCCCUAAUGCCUCCAUAUUCUCGCCCUGUUUUUGUUCUGGCUCUUGCUGCUGAAAAUCUUACCCGGAGGGACUCUCCAAUUUAGAGAGAGAGAAGAUAGAUCACUAAAGCUUCAAUCUGGUUACGGGGCAGAGGCGGAGAAAAAGAAAAAGAUGGUGAACUCAUCGGUGGUGAACACCUAUCCUCUGUCGAGCUACACAUUCGGCACUAAAGAGCCGAAAAUGGAGAAAGAUACCUCCGUAGCUGAUCGUCUUGCUCGUAUGAAAGUCAACUAUAUGAAAGAAGGGAUGAGAACAAGUGUCGAAGCAAUUUUGCUGGUACAGGAGCAUAAUCAUCCUCACAUACUUCUUCUGCAAAUUGGAAACACAUUCUGCAAACUGCCAGGUGGACGUCUAAAGCCAGGAGAGAAUGAAAUUGAGGGUUUGAAAAGAAAACUGACCAGCAAGCUUGGUGCUAAUUCUGCUGCUCUGGUGCCAGAUUGGCAGAUUGGUGAAUGUGUGGCCAUUUGGUGGAGGCCAAACUUUGAGACCAUCAUGUAUCCAUAUUGCCCACCGCACAUAACAAAGCCUAAGGAGUGCAAGAAGCUUUUCCUUGUUCACUUAUCUGAAAGAGAGUACUUCGCUGUACCCAAAAAUUUAAAACUUCUUGCUGUUCCAUUGUUUGAACUCUAUGACAAUGUGCAGAGAUAUGGACCAGUUAUAUCCACCAUUCCUCAACAGCUUUCCAGAUUCCAGUUCAAUAUGAUCGCUACAUGAAUUUAACCUGGAUUUCUAGAGUUUACACCUUCGAUGUAGUGCUUGGAUUCAUGGUGGCUACAGACAAUAGUAUGGAUCUGAGAGCUUUGUAACUGAUUUUUUCAAGUUAAUGGUAUUUAACUUUUGCUUGAUGGAGUUUAUGUAUUUGUCUCAAUUAAUGUAGGAUCUUUAUAGUUUCAACUUAGCGUGUUAGUGUAAGGAUGUCAGAACGCCAUGUGCUUUGCAUGUCCUGGUGGAAAUGUCUCUACAGUGUUGAUGCUGCCGCCACUGUAUCUGUAGAGGAAAUACAGGAUUAUUUAUGGCUACCUAGUUUGUUUUCAUAUUUUGAAAUAUAAAUUUUGGUACAGUAGUGUGCAA